UCAGUUCCCCUAUUCGCAGAGAGCGAAACAACAUGGCGAUAGAGUCGAGUGGACGGAGGUUUACGCUAACUUUAUUAAUUUUUGUGUGCGUUUUUGCGGGCAGGCAGGCUAAGGAGGCGGUGGCGGAGUCAAGAGCCGCGCCCCGGAUACUCGGUAUGAGACUGGAAAGGAGCGAGACGCCGGCCAAGACCACAGAGAAAGGGGUAAUUCAGGUGACCGAGGGCAGCGAUACCUUAUUUAGGUUCUACGGGCUUCACUUGCUCCCAAACAGCUCGGCGCUCAUUAAGUUCACGGAACUUUACUCCAGCGAUAAAGUGGAUGAUGCUGUCGGCCAUAACAUGACCCCCUUAAAUAGGACUUGUCCCAAACUCACAGAGGAUAUAGAAGUGAAGGGGUCCAUGGUGGUAACGAACCAAAACACCUCCGGGGUGGUCAGCCUCCGGAUCAAGCAGCUCCGCAAAAGCGAGGCGGUGAAGGUGUUCGGCUUGUGCGUCCGCGACACCCAGGAGAAAGAUGAGACGUGGUACAUGCUGGACGAUAAAGACGGCAGAGUGCGUGUAGUGGAGGUGGCGAAGUCCAUGCUGCCCAUCUGGCUGCAGGUGAUCCUAAUCGCCUUCCUGCUAGUGUUGUCCGGCAUGUUCAGCGGGCUCAACCUGGGGCUGAUGGCACUGGACCCAAUGGAGCUCCGAAUCGUGCAGAGCUGCGGCACCGAUAAGGAGAAAAAGUACGCUCGGAAGAUCGAGCCCAUCCGCAGGAAGGGUAACUACUUGCUGUGCUCGCUGCUCCUCGGAAACGUCCUGGUCAACACCACCCUCACCAUCCUCCUGGACGACCUCACCAAGUCCGGGAUCGGCGCUGUGGUCUCCUCCACAGUCGGCAUCGUUAUUUUCGGCGAGAUCGUCCCGCAGGCGCUGUGCUCCAGGCACGGUCUGGCAGUCGGGGCGAACACAAUCCUUGUUACCAAGUUAUUCAUGCUGUUAACUUUCCCUCUGUCGUGGCCCAUCAGCAAGCUCCUGGACUUCGUCCUGGGUCAGGAGAUCGGCACCGUGUAUAACCGGGAGAAGCUGGUCGGGAUGCUGAAAGUCACCGAGCCGUACAAUGACCUGGUGAAAGAGGAGCUAAACAUGAUCCAAGGCGCACUGGAGCUCAGGACCAAAACAGUGGAGGAUGUCAUGACGCCGGUCAGCAACUGCUUCAUGAUCCACAGCGACACCGUGUUGGACUUCAACACCAUGUCCGAGAUCAUGGAGAGCGGAUACACGAGGAUACCUGUGUAUGAGCAGGAGCGGUCCAACAUCGUGGACAUCUUGUAUGUCAAGGACCUGGCUUUCGUUGACCCGGACGACUGCACCACACUCAAGACCAUCACAAAAUUCUAUAACCAUCCUGUCCACUUUGUCUUCCACGACACCAAGCUGGACUCCAUGCUGGAGGAGUUUAAGAAAGGAAAAUCUCACCUGGCCAUUGUCCAGAAGGUAAACAACGAGGGGGAAGGAGAUCCCUUCUACGAGGUGUUGGGGUUGGUCACCCUCGAAGACGUCAUUGAGGAGAUCAUUAAAUCAGAGAUUCUGGAUGAAUCGGACCUAUACACUGAUAACCGCAACAGGAAAAAGGUGGCGCCCAAUAAGAAUAAGAGAGACUUCUCUGCCUUUAAACACGAGAGUGAAUCAAAAGUGAAGAUCUCUCCUCAGCUGCUGCUGGCCGCCCAUCGCUUUCUGGCUACAGAGGUGAACUUGUUCAGCCCGUCUCAGAUCUCAGACAAGGUUCUGCUGCGAAUCCUGCGCCACCCUGAUGUGAUCCAGGAGAUCAAGUUCAACGACAGUGACAAGCGCUCGCCCCAACACUACAUCUACCAGAGGGGCAAGCCCGUCGACUACUUCGUUCUCAUCCUGCAGGGACGAGUGGAAGUGGAGGCCGGCAACGAGAACAUGAAGUUUGAGACCGGACCUUUCUCAUACUACGGUGUCAUGGCGCUCAAUGCUCCCACACUGGUGGCUGCACCUCGUCCUCGCCACAGCUCCUUUAAAAGGUUUUCUCUGUUCUCUCGGUGGCCAGAGUUUCGUUCGCCAUCUAACGUCAGCGGGUUGAACCGCACAACCUCUCUGAGCGGAGCCGACCGGACAGAGUCCCUCUCCAUCAGCGGCAGCAACAGCCAGCUCAACAGCAGCAUCCCCUUGCAGCAGUACACGCCCGACUUCUAUGUCCGAGCUCUCACUGACCUGCAGUUUGUCAAGGUCACACGGGCCCAGUACCAGAACGGUCUGAUGGCGUCCCUUCUGGACAGCACGCCCCAGUCCCCAGAGAGCAGCCACAACACGAUUAACCUGGAUCAAACCACUCCCCCCGCCACCGCCAACACCACCAUCACCAUCACGGACCUGGGAGCAGACUCCACGCCUACGGAGAACGGUCCGGACGAGACAACGCUUCUCCUUCUCAACGAGCAGAACUCACCGCACACAGCCAACCACCACAGCCAGCUGGGAAACAGCGUUUGACCCCCUACACACUCCUUUUGCACGCAUGCACUACUACGCUUGAAUGUAUGCUGAGGAGGGGAGGAGGAGUGAGUGAGUGAGUGAGUGAGUAGUGUGUGUGUGUGUGUGUGUGUGUGAGAGAGAGAGAGUGGGGAAUACAGACACAUGGACAUCAAUAGACAAGCCAUGUGCAUGCGUAUUGUGUAAAUAUUCAAGGAUUAAACAUACACAUGCACACACACAGACAUGACCCGUUUUUAUUGUGGGAACUUCAAGACUCACCGCAAACACUCAUCUGUUGUAGUUCGUCGACAGAAGUGUGUGUCUGUGUCUGUGUGUGUGUGUCUGUGUGUGUGUGUGUGCGCGUGCGUGCGUGCGUGCGUGCCGUGCGUGCGUGCGUGCGUGAGCACAUGCUCCUUAGUGUAUUAACUGAUGACAAAGAUCUGAAGGACCUGCUUGUCUGGACCAGAAAGCUCCUCUCUCUCACCCAUCCUCGUCAGUCAAUUUGCGAGUUUCCUUCUGUGUGUGUGUGUGUGUGUGUGUGUGUGUGUGUGUUUCUUCCAAUUCACUUUCCCUAAUGAGAGACUCAGGGAGACUCCGCCCUCCUUCUCCCCCUGCUCUUGCCGACGUACAUACAUUUAUGCGAGUGCGGUCCAACCGCAAGCCACAAACCAAACCCACCGCCGCAUGUGUAGCAACCUGCAUCCCUUCUCCCAAUCCAUACAGCUAGUAGACAAAGACAACCGCAGCAUGUCAGCAGAGUUCAAACAAAGUAAUAUACUAUGUUCCAUAGAAAUUCAUAGUUAGAUAUUUAUUGAUGAAUUCUGUGAGAGACGGACACACAUGACAAUUUUUUUUUUUUGG
Molecule: messenger RNA, 3341 nt
Organism: Perca fluviatilis (European perch)
Lineage: Eukaryota; Metazoa; Chordata; Actinopteri; Perciformes; Percidae
Gene: cnnm4b
Product: metal transporter CNNM4
Exons: 8
Coding region: 33-2498 (821 amino acids)
Biological process (GO): magnesium ion homeostasis; magnesium ion transport
Cellular component (GO): plasma membrane
Molecular function (GO): sodium ion transmembrane transporter activity; magnesium ion transmembrane transporter activity
Source: RefSeq, a predicted model, not a curated record